Molecule: messenger RNA, 1904 nt
Organism: Trematomus bernacchii (emerald rockcod)
Lineage: Eukaryota; Metazoa; Chordata; Actinopteri; Perciformes; Nototheniidae
Product: DNA damage-inducible transcript 4-like protein
Exons: 3
Coding region: 134-715 (193 amino acids)
Biological process (GO): negative regulation of signal transduction
Cellular component (GO): cytoplasm
Source: RefSeq, a predicted model, not a curated record
CAGUGUUAAUGUGGGUCUGUGUUUUUGUGUUAAUGUGGGGGUAACACUGCUUGUGAAUUUAUGUAUGAGAAACCUUCUGAACUAAAUUAUUUUUGCACUAAAUAAUAUUUAAGGAAAACAGCACACUGUCGCCAUGGUCGCCACAAGCACGUUAAAGACCAAAAGCAGCGACUGUAUCUCAGAAUUGGUGGGGAGAAGAUAUGACCAGGCUUGCAUUGAUAAAGAACUGGACUUCUGGGAUCACUGCCUGGCUGAACCCCAGAGGAAUGGAGAAGUCACUGAAGACAGAACCUGUCAACAGCUGGCCAAAAUGUUUGAAAACUGCCUGUCCCGAGCCAAGAAGACGACCCUGCACUGCUCCUCUGUGCUGGUACCAGAGAAGCUGACGCAGAGGAUCGCUGGGGAGGUGCUGCGGCUGGCGGCCUGCGAGCCCUGCGGCCUGCGGGGGUGCGUCCUCUACGUCCACCUGGACAUGGAGAAGGGCUGCAAGCGGCUGGAGCGAAUCGUGUACGAUGCCACCGUGGUGCCCACCUUUGAGCUGACUCUUGUGUUCAAGCAGGACGGCACCGCCUGGCCCAGCCUGCGGGACUUCCUGUUCAUGGGAACCUGCUUUGCCCCGACUUUCAGACACGUACUCAAACUGAGUUCAGGUUUUCGGCUCGUCAAGAAAAAACUGUACUCCUCCUCGGCUGGCACCAUUGUAGAGGAGUGCUGAACUAUAUAUAUAUAUAUAUAUAUAUAUAUAUAUAUAUAUAUAUAUAUAUUGGGUUUCCUGUAGGUAAAAGCACUUCUGCCCAAAUGUAAAUGACACUCCAUUGGUGUCAUAUUUUCUAGUGUUUUUGUACAAUACACUAUAGUUGAUACACUUUAGAUCAAGACACUAGCCACUUUGUUGACGGUCUGUGUGUUUCCAGAUACACUGAGUAUGUUCAGCAGCUGUAAACGCACCUGGGCACGAUGAAUAGGAGACCGAAGUGAAGUCUUUGGGGGCCAUACUGUAUGUAGCUUGUUGUGUAAUGCUGUAUUUAUGGCUGCGGAUGUUUUUAGGACUGAUCGUCUUGUGAAGAUGCUGCUGUCAUGGUGUGGGCUUCUCGCACUACGGUUAUGUGGAUGCCUUAAAUGUCAGAGAAAUGCACUUUUUGUUUCACUUGGAGCUGUGUGUGUGUUUAGUGUAAACGUUUUAUUGAAUUUUUAUUUUUAUACCCCUUUCUGAAACAUUUCCUUUCAAUGCACUGCCUUUAUAGAUUAUUAAAAGGAUUGUUCACCCAAACGUGAAAGCUUCUUUGAUGUGUUGAUUCUUUAACCUGUGCAAAGCAGUUACUUAAGGUCCAUUUUGUAAUUUGAGAUAUUUGAUGAAUUCCCUAUAGUGUUUUUUUAAAAUGCCAAUUGAACCUCCUGUUGAAGGAAACUGUUUAAUAGACAUUAAACGUGUAAACCUUAUUUUCCUAUACUUUAUGCAAUUUGUAUUGAUGUUACUGUGCAUGUUCUGGAGUUUGGUAGGCAACAGUGGUGCAAUGCAGGCUUUCUAAAUUGAGACAAUGUUGUCCUGGUAUGACAAAAUAAAUUUCAGCUUCACAGGGAAAACUAGCAAACUUUUUCAGAUCCUUUUUUAUCCGUAAAAGUGUCUCUGCAAACAUUUCCAUCUACAGAUUCUGGGAUGUUUCAAUACUCCUGGCACCAUUUGUUUGAUUUUGAGUCCUGACACUUAUCAUCAUUAAUAUUGUAUUUGUAUUGAUCCCUCUGCUCCUGCAGGGCCUUUUGAAAACCGUGUUUGUUGUCGGCAGCAGUUUGUUACAUAAGCACAUCAGCUGCGUGUGUGACAUUUCUCUCUCUGUAAUGGCGGGGUCUCCAUAGUGAUCUGUCGGGUAAAUGAGAUUCAGAUAAACUAAACAUUGUGACACUUG